GUGGAUGUCUUGAACGACAUUGGCACGCGCACGGGCAUCAAGCCGUUCUACAUUGCUUUUGUGCUGGCCCCGCUGGCAUCCAACGCCAGUGAACUGAUUGCAGCCUUCAACUAUGCACAAAAGAAGACGGAAAAGACCAUGGCCAUCUCGUUGGCCACCCUGGAGGGCGCGGCCAUCAUGAACAACACCUUUUGCUUGGGCAUUUUCCUUGUUCUCGUGUAUUGCAAAAACUUGGCCUGGCAAUUCUCUGCCGAAACCAUUUCCAUUCUUCUCAUUCAGGUCGCGAUGGUCGGUAUGGCCAUGAAGCGCAUCCACACGCUGCUGGAUGCUUGUAUUAUCAUGUCCUUUUAUCCACUCUCCCUGCUCGUGGUGGCACUUCUUGAAGGACCUGGCAACAUUGACUAG
This is a messenger RNA of Monosiga brevicollis MX1, 405 nucleotides long. RefSeq lists its product as uncharacterized. The transcript has a single exon. Lineage: Eukaryota; Choanoflagellata; Craspedida; Salpingoecidae. The record is from RefSeq and is a predicted model, not a curated record. Gene Ontology annotation, molecular function: calcium:proton antiporter activity. Gene Ontology annotation, cellular component: membrane. The annotation marks the transcript as partial. Gene Ontology annotation, biological process: calcium ion transmembrane transport; intracellular calcium ion homeostasis.